AUGUCUGAUACCACUAUUACAACAUCAACCGUUCCUUCUAGGAAAGUCUUUAUGGAUGAUGAUAUCAGAGGUAUUAACUUUCAAGAAAGAGUGAUGAAGGAUGUUCCAGCUCCUGUAUGGAAUUAUAUUCCUGCAAAUGACCUUUUCGAUAAUGAUGGACUUCCAAACAUACAAAAUUUAAAGAAACAUUUACUCAGAGAAGGCAGAAUAAAUCCAAAAGAUGCCAUCAGACUCAUAAACAAGGCUGCAGAAAUUUUGAGAGAUGAACCAAACUUGUUGCAAUUACAAGAUCCAAUUACAGUAUGCGGAGAUGUUCACGGACAAUACUAUGACUUGGUUAAAUUGUUUGAAAUUGGUGGUGAUCCUUCUGGAGAUGUUAAAUAUCUUUUCUUGGGAGAUUACGUUGAUAGAGGUUAUUUUGGUACAGAAGUUUGUUUCUUGUUAUUGUCCUACAAAAUCAGAUAUCCAAAUUCCUUCUUCAUGUUGAGAGGUAAUCACGAAUGUCGCCACUUGUCUGCCUAUUUCAACUUUAAACAAGAAUGUCUUUUCAAAUAUAGUGAUGAGAUCUAUGAUUGUUUCAUGAAUUGUUUUGAUUGCUUACCAUUGGGAGCUUUAUUGAACGGUAGAUUUUUGUGUGUUCAUGGUGGUCUUUCACCUGAUAUUAAGACAUUGGAUGAUAUUAAUGAUAUUGAUAGAUACCGAGAACCUCCAAGCAAUGGUCCAAUGUGUGAUUUAUUGUGGUCUGAUCCUAUGGAUGAUGAAGAAGAAGAGAUUAAUCCCGACAGUGAAUACGUAAAUAACGAAUUAAGAGGAUGUUCCUACGUUUUCAGCUUUGAGGCCGUUAAUAGCUUCUUGAAGGAAAAUAACUUGCUCUCUGUUAUCAGAGCUCACGAAGCUCAAGAUGAGGGCUAUCGUUUAUAUAAGAAGGGUCCAUCUACAGGUUUUCCAACUGUUAUUUGCAUUUUCUCUGCUCCAAACUAUUGUGAUGUUUAUAAUAACAAGGGUGCUAUCAUUAGAUUCCAAAAUAACUUGAUGAACAUUAGACAAUUUAACUGUUCUGCUCACCCAUACUUCUUACCUAACUUUAUGAACACAUUUAACUGGUCCUUACCAUUUGUUGUUGAAAAGGUCAUGGACAUGUUCAAUGUUAUUUUGAACUUGUGUGAUGAACAAGAAGAUGCUGACUCUGAUACUGAAGAACCAACUUUGGGUCAAACAAGUAUUACUCCAGAAAGAGCUGAUCUUAUUAAGACUAAGAUUCGUAGUGUUGGUCGUCUUUGCAGAAUGUAUACCACUUUGAGAGAAGAACAUGAAUCGAUAGUUAUGCUUAAGGGUUUGGCUGGUGGUGUUUUACCAAGAGGAUUACUGUCACAAGGUCCAAACGCUAUUCGAAAUGCUAUUAUUGAUUUUGAAACAGCUAGAAAACUUGAUGAAUAUAGACUGUUAUAUCAGAUCCGCUAG
Molecule: messenger RNA, 1461 nt
Organism: Naegleria gruberi
Lineage: Eukaryota; Heterolobosea; Eutetramitea; Acrasida; Naegleriidae
Exons: 4
Coding region: 1-1461 (486 amino acids)
Biological process (GO): calcineurin-mediated signaling
Cellular component (GO): cytoplasm; calcineurin complex
Molecular function (GO): calmodulin binding; calmodulin-dependent protein phosphatase activity
Source: RefSeq, a predicted model, not a curated record